Messenger RNA from Erigeron canadensis, 1427 nucleotides. RefSeq names its product zinc finger protein WIP2. Gene Ontology annotation, molecular function: DNA-binding transcription factor activity. The record is from RefSeq and is a predicted model, not a curated record. Lineage: Eukaryota; Viridiplantae; Streptophyta; Magnoliopsida; Asterales; Asteraceae. Gene Ontology annotation, biological process: anatomical structure development; regulation of gene expression. The coding region runs from base 83 to 1285 and encodes 400 amino acids. The transcript is spliced from 2 exons. Gene Ontology annotation, cellular component: nucleus.
UCCUCCUUAUCACCAUCACCAUCCUCUCUCUCUUCUCUCUCUCUCUCUCUCAUAGCAAGAUAACCAGUUCUUCAUCACCACCAUGAGUGACCCUUACUAUGAUAAUCUCUACUCAAAGUGGUUCUUCAAACUUGAUCAAUUCACCAAUAGAAAUAGUACUCCAACAAAUUUAUCUUAUCAUCAUCAUGAGUCUAAUAAUAUUCACUAUCAACACCCUCAAAAUAACUACUACUACAACACUAAUUUCCAAUCUUCUUCAUUUCCAAACACUAGAACUACUAUCAAUAGUUGUUUGAACUUCAAUUCAUCGAUGAAUUCGGCCACUAAUCGAUAUCCGACCCCGGCUCCAUCCUCUCCUCCUCUUAGAGAAGCUCUCCCUCUCUUAAGCUUGAGCCCAUCAAGAAAAAAUCUAGAUCAUAAUCAUCAUCAUCAUCAUCAUCAAAAAGAACAAAAAACACCCUCUUGUUGUAGUACUACACAUGAUCAAGAUAUGGAUGUAGAUGAAGAUGAUGAUGUUGAAGAAAAUUAUGAAAAGAAAGGUGUGACUUUGGCACUUCAUAUAGGGUUACCAAAAGCUAGUGCAGCUGAUCUUGCAUCUUUGAUCUCAAAUAAUUCAUCAAAUUCUUCUUCUACUUCUACUUCUAGUGAGAUUAUGCUUUCUAAUAAUAAUAAGAGUACUAAAGAGGGAGAUUAUGAAGGUAGUCAGCUUGUGUAUAGUCCUAUAAUUAGUAGACUCAACAAAGGCCAGUAUUGGAUACCAACUCCUUCUCAAAUUCUUAUUGGUCCUACUCAAUUCUCUUGUCCUGUUUGCUUCAAGACCUUCAAUAGAUACAACAACAUGCAGAUGCAUAUGUGGGGGCAUGGAUCACAAUAUAGAAAAGGGCCGGAAUCUCUAAGAGGAACUCAACCAACUGGCAUGCUAAAGCUACCAUGCUAUUGUUGUGCACCAGGGUGUCGUAAUAACAUCGAUCACCCACGUUCUAGGCCUCUCAAAGACUUUAGAACCCUUCAAACACAUUACAAAAGGAAGCAUGGAAUCAAACCGUUUAUGUGUAGAAAAUGCGGAAAGGCUUUCGCAGUUAGGGGUGAUUGGAGAACGCACGAAAAGAAUUGUGGCAAGCUUUGGUAUUGCAUUUGCGGUUCGGAUUUUAAGCACAAAAGAUCACUUAAAGAUCACAUUAAGGCUUUUGGCCAUGGACAUGGAGCUUAUGGCAUAAAUGGAUUUGAAGAAGAAGAUGAACCUGCAUCCGAAAUUGAGCAAGAUGAUGAGAUUGGUAAUUCAUGAUCAUAGGUAUAAGUAUAAUUUAUAUAUAUAUAUGGUGAUCUUAUUCGUUUUUAUUGAGAAAUAUUGUAGGGAUUCCUUGUAAUUAACUAAUUCAUAAUAUUCAACCAAAACUUUGGUUAAAUACUUUUGCAAUUUCAUUAUG